This is a messenger RNA of Alternaria postmessia, 687 nucleotides long. RefSeq lists its product as uncharacterized. The transcript has a single exon. NCBI's taxonomy places the organism in Eukaryota, Fungi, Ascomycota, Dothideomycetes, Pleosporales, Pleosporaceae. Gene Ontology annotation, biological process: amino sugar metabolic process; peptidoglycan turnover. The record is from RefSeq and is a predicted model, not a curated record. Gene Ontology annotation, molecular function: phosphotransferase activity, alcohol group as acceptor; ATP binding. Bases 1 to 687 code for a protein of 228 amino acids.
AUGAAAUAUUGCACCUCAAACGACCGAAACGAAGACAAUAACGGAACAUUUGCGACGACAGGGAAGCCUCACGAAGGCGUUGUGACACAAUUUCUUGAGACAUACGACUACUCACGCAUCCUGCCUUCGCUCAGCGUAGCCAGGGAAAUGUUCGGCGAUCACGAAGCACAAAGACUCAUCGAUGAGUGUGUCUUCUUGGAACUCUCUGAAGCAGACAUCGUUGCUACUGUUACACGCGUAACGGCUGAGAACAUUCUGAGGCAGUACCGCAGACUCCUUGCGCUCAGUUUUCCUGCUGGUCAGAACGUCGACGAACUGUUUAUUAGUGGGCCGAGCGCGCGCAACGCGAAUAUCAUAGAUUACCUCGAAGCGGAGCUCCCCGAGAGCGUGAUAACGAAGCCUCUCGACGAUAUAGGCAUACCGGGUGACGCAAACGAGGCCGUAUGUUAUGCGCACCUUGCGCUGGAAGCUGUGCUUGGACAGCCUGUACGCUACUCUGCAGAAUUAUCACGGUCUUGGAGCCAGCCGGGCCAUGACGUUGUACUGGGGAGAGUUGUGCGGGGCGAGAAUUGGGAAAACCUCACCACUUGGCUGCAGAAGUUUGCUGGUGGGAAGCCACGACGCCUCGCCAAAACCGUGAGGAUAGUUGGUAGCGUCGAAUCUGGCAUAAAAGACCUCGGGCUAUGA